This is a messenger RNA of Magnusiomyces paraingens, 1989 nucleotides long. RefSeq lists its product as uncharacterized. Gene Ontology annotation, cellular component: secretory granule; plasma membrane. Bases 1 to 1989 code for a protein of 662 amino acids. The record is from RefSeq and is a predicted model, not a curated record. Lineage: Eukaryota; Fungi; Ascomycota; Dipodascomycetes; Dipodascales; Dipodascaceae. The transcript is spliced from 3 exons. Gene Ontology annotation, molecular function: syntaxin binding. Gene Ontology annotation, biological process: vesicle-mediated transport; intracellular protein transport.
AUGCAAGUUCUUAUUUUAGACAAUUACACGUCGAGUCUAGUUCGUGACGUUGUAGAUGAUAAUGAAUUACUUAUUAAGCAUAACAUUGCAAGCAUUGAAAUUUUAGAUUCAAAACGUCAAUCUCAGUCAAGUCUUGAAGCUGUGUAUUUAAUAAAGCCGACUAUUUAUAAUGUUAAUUGUAUUGCUGCCGACUUCACUUGUAUUCCAUGUCGUUAUUCUGCAUGUCAUGUUUUUUUUCUUCCACCAGUUCCUUCUAUUGUUGUCCAUAAAUUGAAAAACAGUAAUGCGGGUAAAUACUUACGUCGAAUAGAAGAUGCUUAUUUGGACUUUAGACCGUUAGAGAGUCAAGUAUAUACUCUUAAUGAUCCACGUUCGUUAGAAAAGCUAUAUAGCAGUGAAUGUCAUGAUUUAGUAACUUCGACAAUUGACAAGAUUGCCUUACAACUUGUUUCAGCAUGUACCGCAUUAGGUGAAUAUCCCAUUGUUCGAUUUUACAACCCUGAUAAACCAAACUAUGAGGCAUACUCCUUAUCUCAUAUUAUUGCCCAAAAAUUUCAAAACCAAAUUGAUCUAUAUGCGGGAAAUCAUGAAAAUUUUCCUGAUAAUUCUCCAGGUCGACUCCCUAGCAUUUUGCUUAUUAUGGAUCGUUCAAUUGAUUUUAUUUCUCCCAUAAUUCAUGACUUCACAUAUCAGGCAUUAGCAUACGAUCUUCUAGAGUUUAAAAACUGGAAUAAAGUAAUGUAUAGUACCCAAAAAAAGGAUGAUGGCAAGUCAAAACCAUUAGAGGGAAAAGUCAGUGAGAAAGAUCCCGAUUGGGUAUCUUUACGCCAUGAACAUAUUGCUGAUGUUAGCAGUAAAUUUACAGAAAAAGUACAAAAAUUAUUAAAGGAUAAUCCUCAUUUUGUCAACCAAGAUACCAACGUCACAGUAGGCGACUUAAAAGACAUGAUAUUUUCUCUUCCUGGGUUUAAAGAGGAUAGAGAUCGUUAUACAAUGCAUUUGGAUAUUGCCAGUGGGUGUAUGACUAAAAUUGAAACUAAAGAUCUUAAAAGUGUUUCAGUUGUUGAGCAAACACUAGCUACUGGAUUUUCUGAAGAUGGUACAAAACCAAAAACAAUUACAGAUGAUUUUGUGGCUGUGCUAGCUGAUGAACGACUGGAUCACAUGGACCGUGUGCGUCUAAUAUUGCUAUAUGCGAUUUUCAGACAUGGAUUGGUUGAAGCAGAUUACCAGAGACUUCAGCAACAUUGUGGUUUAUCUAAUGAUGACAUUCAAAUUAUUCGUAAUUACACCAAAAUUGGCGCGCCUACAAUUAAAGCUUCUUCCAAAAUAAAACUGUCGAAGAGUGAUCUUUCUCAUAGGUUUCAUUCAAUGAAUACAAAAGGUUAUAUGACUUCUCGAUAUGUUUGCGGCAUCUAUAAUGUAAUUGAUCAACUUUUAACGGGAAAACUAUCCGCUGAUCUGUUUCCUUAUACCAAAGAACAGCCUAUUAACGAGGAAGAAUCUGCUGCUGCUGCUGUUGGAAUCAAUUCGUUACGCAAUACACAUCAGCGUGCUGUAUGGGCUCUUAACCCUACAGCCCAGCCAGCAAAACAAAGGAUUUUCAUUUUUGUUGCUGGUGGAAUUACGGCAUCAGAAGCCAAAGCAACUUAUGAAUUAUCAAAAAUCUAUAAUCGCGAGAUAAUUAUUGGCGGAAAUGAUAUUAUUGCACCUCGUCAGUUUUUGACUUCACUUUUGAACUUGUCCAAACCUCGGCCUUCACUCAAUUUAGAAGAAGAUAAGAAAAUUGCCGAAUCUGCCCCUAACUUUCUUCUCGAAUCAGAUCGUCAAAAACCAUCUAUAUCUUCUCCAAUUACAAAGCCCACACCUCGUGAAAAUACAUUUCCUUCAGUUGCAAAGCCCAUAUCUACCAUCAGUUCCUCCGUUGAACCUCCCAAACACGAAAAGGAGAAGAAAAAGGGGAAACUUAAAUCUCUUUUUAAAUCUUGA